UGAAGUUAAUAUAACGGUGUCCGACUGCAAUAUUUUUGCUUCCAACAGCCAAAACAGUGCUUCUGUGUCUUUAUAAAACAAUAGUUUCACACUUGCCAACACACUUAAAAUUCAAAAUGACCGAAGUGAUUGAACUGAAUGUUGGUGGCGUACAUUAUACCACCCUACUGGACACACUGCUGCAGGAGAAGUCCUCACGCCUACACGAACUAUUUAGUAAUCUAGAUGCGCUGGUGAAGGACAACAAAGGGCGCUAUUUCCUCGAUCGCGACGGCGUACUCUUCCGCUAUAUAUUGGACUAUAUGCGCGACAAGCAGCUCAGCCUGCCGGAGGGCUUCCGCGAACGACAGCGCCUGCAACGCGAAGCAGAACACUUCAAAUUGGCCGGCAUGUUGGAGAGUUUGCGCAGCGGCAGCGACAUACGUCCACCUGGCUGCAUCACAAUUGGCUAUCGUGGCAGCUUUCAAUUCGGCAAAGAUGGUCUGGCCGAUGUUAAGUUUCGCAAGCUAUCGCGCAUUCUCGUGUGUGGGCGGGUGGCGUUAUGUCGCGAGAUUUUCGGCGAUACCUUGAAUGAGUCACGCGAUCCCGAUCAUGGUGGUCCAGAUCGCUAUACAUCACGUUUCUUCCUCAAGCAUUGUUUUAUUGAGCAAGCUUUUGAUAUGCUGCAUGAGCGGGGCUUCCGUUUGGCGGGCAGCUGUGGUUCGGGCACAGCGGGCUCAGUGGCGGAACCCAAGCCGGGUGUAGAUACUGAGGAGAAUCGAUGGAAUCAUUAUAAUGAAUUUGUUUUUGUGAGAGAAUAAAAAGCUGUUGACGACGGUAGACGGGCGGUGGGUAGGCGUUAUGGUGCAUAAGCAACAGUCGGUCGUUUGUUUGGGCUUUGAAAGCCAAAAUAACUAAAUAAGUGAGUUCUAGGGAGAGCGUAUAUAUAUUUGAAACAUAGAAAACUGAUAAUGUGCAUGUAAGUAAGUUCCAUUGUAAUUAGUAUGUUAAGCGAAUAUAUGGAGAAAAAACUAUAUAUAUGAAAAGUAGAAUAAAAAUGCAAAACGCAUACCAUGUAAGCUUAGUAACUGCAGCAAAAAAUAACACAUACCUACAUAACGAAGGCUUAUAUUCAAUACCCUCUAUCUGAC
Messenger RNA from Rhagoletis zephyria (snowberry fruit fly), 1130 nucleotides. Its product is annotated as BTB/POZ domain-containing protein KCTD12-like. The record is from RefSeq and is a predicted model, not a curated record. Lineage: Eukaryota; Metazoa; Arthropoda; Insecta; Diptera; Tephritidae. Gene Ontology annotation, biological process: protein homooligomerization.